AUAGUUUGCCGGACCUGUGUCGCCUCCUAUAAAUGGACAGCUAGCAGCCCCCCUCCAGCAUCUCCUGCAUCUAUCGAUCCCAUCUUUUCCUUGGCACUACACUCAACAGUCAUCACAACUGCGAGGAGCGACGCUACGACCUCUGCGCUCAGGAUCACCAUGCCGCCGAACACCGUGACCUCCGCGUCCGUCGACCAGAACCUUGCCCUCGCCAAGCAAUGCUCGCGAGAGGCCGCCCUCGCUGGGUUCAAGGCAGCAGCUAUCGGGACCGUCGCCUCUGGAAUUGCCACCCUGGUUAGCGUCAGGAUGCUGCCAUGGGCUAAGGCCAACAUCAACCCCGCUGGCCAGGCCCUCAUCAUCUCCACAGUUGCUGGCAUGGCGUACUUCAUCGCGGCAGACAAGAAGAUCCUCGCGCUGGCGAGGCAGCACUCCUACGAGAACGCACCUGAUCACCUCAAGGACACCUCCUUCCAGGGCACCGGCCGUCCGCACCCAGGGUUCUUCAGGCCGUGAGCGAGGAAGCUAUAUAUGGCCCUGCUGGAAGCACUAGUAUUCUCAGCCGUCGAUGCAGCAUGUCCAAACAAUAAUCUACUACUACUAGCCUAAUAAAUAAAUAAAUAAAUA
Messenger RNA from Sorghum bicolor (sorghum), 624 nucleotides. RefSeq names its product early nodulin-93. The transcript has 4 exons. The coding region runs from base 160 to 513 and encodes 117 amino acids. The record is from RefSeq and is a predicted model, not a curated record. NCBI's taxonomy places the organism in Eukaryota, Viridiplantae, Streptophyta, Magnoliopsida, Poales, Poaceae.